UGGAGGAAGGGUAGGGGGGGCGCUAACGGCACAGAUUUUCACACUGAAUCUCUUCCCCCCGCUGGACCAAAAUUUCUUGCACAAUGCAGCGGUCCUACGAAACCUGAUAGUGACAGCCGUUCGCAGUUUUACAGGAAGGCUUUUGUGCGGGUUUUGUUUUUGACGACAGAACCGAAGUCCGACAUGAAAACAUGAAGCUGCCUAACCAGCAGUGCUAAUGCUAACACGGCGAGUCAGCGGGCUGUCAGAUUUCAGGGUUUCAGAUAGAAGAAUUGAGUGUCGUUGGUUUUGUUGUGUUGAAACUUGGCACUGGGCGCAUGACUGACAGCGUCUACUUCGUUACGGAUGCCGACAGGACGAAGCGCAAGUUUAUAGCAAAUUUGUAGGAAGACGGUGUCAGGCAAAAUGGUGUUAAGAAGCUCCUGGAAAUCACGACAUAAAAACAGCUGUGGACCUGCUAUCCGUUGGAUCCGACCAGGAUUGGCUGCCCUGCUCUGGUUAUGUGUGAUUCGGUUAGCUUGCGGCAUUGAGGCGGUGGGGGAGAUCAAAAACAUCGUCCAGAAAGAUGCGGCGUUUGAUGUCAACUAUAAUGACACGGUUACGAGUGAAAACCAGACCAUUUACGCGUUUAAUCACACCAUCUCUCGGAAUAAGACCGAGGGAGUGCGUGUGUCUGUGGACGUGUUAUCCAACAAGUCGGAGAGCCCAAUCUUGUUUGUAGUGCGACAGAAGCAAGCCGUGCUGUCUUUUCAAGUCCCCCUCAUUCUCAGAGGCCUCUAUCAGAGGAAGUACCCUUACUACGAUGUGGGCAGGACACUGUGCCAACCUCCAACCCGGGCCGCCUCGGAGACCCAGUACUUCUUUGUUGACGUGUCUACCCUGUCCAGUCAGGGUACAAACUACCAGCUCAGAGUGAGCCGUGUUGAAAGUUUCACCCUGCAAACAAACAAGAAAUUCAGCUUCACCGCAUCACCAUCCCAACCUCAGUAUUUCAAGUAUGUCUUCCAAGACGGGGUGGAUACUGUGAUCGUCAAGGUCAACUCGGACAUGACUUUCCCCUGUUCUGUCAUGUCCAUCCAGGACAUCCAGUGCCCCAUUUACGACCUUGACAACAACGUGGCCUUCAUUGGGAUGUACCAGACUAUGACAAAAAAAGGUGCCAUCACCGUGCAGAGGAAAGAUUUCCCCAGCAACAGUUUCUACGUGGUGUUGGUGGUAAAAACUGAGGACGAGGCAUGCGGUGGCCCGCUACGCUUCUACCCUCUGAGACCCGAUCAGCUGAUUGACGCCGGCAAUCGCAGCAAGGCCCUCGAUGUGAUGGUCUCACCCGCAAUCAACUUGGAGGUGUACGUGAUGGGAAUGCUGUUCUGUUUGGGGAUCUUCUUCUCAUUCUACCUCCUGACCUUGCUCUGUGUCUGUCUAGAGCGUGCACGACUGAACAAGAAGAGAAAUGUGUUUCUGAAUCCUGCCGACAUGUCGCCUGCUGAGACAGCCUCUCUGCUCGGGAAGAACAGCGAUGGAAAAACUCCAGCCUCACCAAAUGAAUAUGGCUCAUUUGCUGACAACGGCAGCACAAUGAGUUCAGAGGCCAUUACCGACAGCGCCACUUCAACUGACAACAACUAUGGAUACAUGGAGCGAUCGUUGGAAAGUGUCGCACGGAGCAGGCAGGAGUCUUUGAGCUCCAUUGAGGAGGAUGACUAUGACACACUGGAUGACAUACACUCCGACAAGAACAUUGUUCGCACAAAGAAAUUUCUGUACGUGGCUGACUUGGCCCGCAAAGACAAGAGGGUCCUCAGCAAGAAGUACCAAAUCUACUUCUGGAACAUUGCUACCAUUGCCGUGUUUUACGCCCUGCCAGUCGUCCAGCUGGUCAUCACCUAUCAAACGGUUGUCAAUGUUACAGGAAACCAGGACAUCUGCUACUACAACUUCCUGUGCGCCCACCCGCUCGGAGCUCUAAGCGCUUUCAACAACAUCCUCAGUAACCUCGGUUACGUGAUGCUGGGGCUCCUCUUUCUCCUCAUCGUCCUCAAGAGAGACCUCGCCCACAAUCGCGCUCUGGAGCGGCAUGACGUCAACGCGCUGGAGUGCGGUAUCCCAAAGCACUUUGGCCUCUUCUAUGCCAUGGGAACUGCUCUGAUGAUGGAGGGUUUGCUCAGUGCCUGCUACCACGUCUGUCCCAACUACACCAACUUCCAGUUUGACACCUCCUUCAUGUACAUGAUUGCUGGACUGUGUAUGCUGAAGCUCUAUCAGAAGAGACACCCAGACAUCAACGCGAGUGCUUACACCGCUUACGCCUGCCUCGCCGCUGUCAUCUUCUUUUCUGUGCUGGGAGUGGUAUUUGGGAGAGACAACACAGCCUUCUGGAUUGUUUUCUCUGUGAUCCACAUUCUGGCCACGCUGCUGCUCAGCACACAGCUCUACUAUAUGGGUCGAUGGAGGCUCAACGCUGGGAUCAUGCGUAGGAUAGUUUACGUCAUCUACACAGACUGCAUCAGGCAGUGCAGCGGGCCGAUGUACAUUGACCGCAUGGUUCUGCUUGUGAUGGGGAACAUAGUCAACUGGUCUCUGGCUGCCUACGGCCUCAUACAGAAACCCAACGACUUUGCCUCGUACCUGUUGGCCAUCGCCAUCUGUAACUUGUUGCUCUACUUUGCCUUUUACAUCAUCAUGAAGCUGCGGAGCGGUGAGAGAAUCAAGUGUCUGGCACUGGUGUGUAUUCUCUUCACGGCAGUUGUGUGGGGCUUUGCGCUGUAUUUCUUCUUCCAGGGUCUCAGCACCUGGCAGAAAACUCCAGCUGAGUCUCGCGAGCACAACAGGGACUGCAUCCUGCUGUCAUUCUUUGACGACCACGACAUUUGGCAUUUCCUGUCCUCCAUCGCCAUGUUUGGAUCCUUCCUGGUCCUCCUGACCAUGGAUGACGACCUCGACACCGUCCAGAGAGACAAAAUCUACGUCUUCUAGAUUUGCCAGAUCUGCGAAGAGCUCUGCUCUUCCUCUCUGCCUUAUCGCCCUGUCUGUUUGCAUCCCCUCCACCUUUUUCAAAAAGCACAGCCAGUAGCCUGUUUCUGGGCUGUCGAUGAGCACCUCUCUGCCUCGGGGAGAGUCGGGGAGGAGCAACAGGCCCCUCCCUCUACCUGUGUGGACACUAAUGUGCCAAUAAAAGCUGGAACGUCGUCGAGCGAUGCUGAAGUGUUUCGUCCUCUCGUUGCCAUCAUCGAUGUAACUGUUGUGAGCACCGUUUACUGCUGACGAUUAACGGUGUGCAUUCUCGCUUGACACGAAACUCGUCCAUUUUAACUUAUUUUAUAUUGUCUGCAUUACAUUUGGCCUGGAAGUCAGCAAUGUAUUUUAAUUACUGUUUGUAGCCUGUUUAUAUGCUGUGUGUGUUUGUACAGGUGUGUGCGUGCGUGUUUUCAAAAAUAAUUGUGGGAAGAUGAAUCCUGUCCAGUCUCAGUGGCCUUCAAUGUUCUAAUCAUAGUAGUCACAAUACUGUGUUCUGAUUGGUCAGAUCUGCAAGCUAGCCGUCCUCCUCCUUGAGGGAAUAUCCAUGAAGACAUGAUUGUAUUUACUUGUAACUGCCCUUAAGUGUGACUCUUAAAGGUAUUUUUGCACUCUACAAAAAAUGGAUUUUAUUGUCAGGCAUUGCAGUGAAAGGAUACUCAAUAAA
Messenger RNA from Pelmatolapia mariae (spotted tilapia), 3679 nucleotides. It is a transcript of the gene sidt2, whose product is annotated as SID1 transmembrane family, member 2. The transcript is spliced from 27 exons. Lineage: Eukaryota; Metazoa; Chordata; Actinopteri; Cichliformes; Cichlidae. Gene Ontology annotation, biological process: RNA transport. Bases 406 to 2973 code for a protein of 855 amino acids. Gene Ontology annotation, molecular function: double-stranded RNA binding; RNA transmembrane transporter activity. Gene Ontology annotation, cellular component: plasma membrane; lysosome. The record is from RefSeq and is a predicted model, not a curated record.